This is a messenger RNA of Mercurialis annua (annual mercury), 1173 nucleotides long. Its product is annotated as glyoxylate/hydroxypyruvate reductase HPR3-like. The record is from RefSeq and is a predicted model, not a curated record. Gene Ontology annotation, cellular component: cytosol. Bases 100 to 1062 code for a protein of 320 amino acids. The transcript is spliced from 2 exons. NCBI's taxonomy places the organism in Eukaryota, Viridiplantae, Streptophyta, Magnoliopsida, Malpighiales, Euphorbiaceae. Gene Ontology annotation, molecular function: hydroxypyruvate reductase [NAD(P)H] activity; glyoxylate reductase (NADPH) activity; NAD binding.
UAAAGUAUAUGUCUUGUCCUGCCUUUUGUCAAUAAAAUUAUUGUACAUAAACCACAUGUGCCCAUAUAACUCACCUGCUGUCUUCAACGCUUGGACUCGAUGGAAAACCAUCCCCUUGUCCUUCUCUACCGUCGCCCAGAAUUCAAUCUUCCGAUCAAAGACCGCCUAUCGUCUCAUUUCCCCCUCCUUGACUCGGCCGAUUCACAAAACUCCAUCAGCUCCUUCCUAUCCGCCUAUGCUCAUUCUGUAAGAGUCCUCAUCGGCGCCAGCUGGCUCCCGAUCACCUCAGAAAUUCUCGGUCUCCUGCCUUCUUUGGAGCUCAUAGUGGAAAACAGUGCUGGCCUUGAUCACGUCGAUCUGCAGGACUGCCGUCGCCGUGGAAUUACUGUUACCAACGCUAGUUUGGCUUUUGCGGAGGACGUUGCUGAUCUAGCUGUAGCAUUACUGAUCGAUGUUUUACGGAGAAUAUCGUCGGCUGAUCGGUUUGUUCGUGCGGGCUCCUGGCUAAUGGAAGUAGAUUACCCUCUUGGCUUUAAGUUAGGAGGCAAACGGGUUGGGAUAGUUGGAUUUGGAAGCAUCGGUUCUAAAAUUGCCAAAAGACUAAUAUCUUUCGGCUGCAAAAUUGCAUACAAUUCAAGGACAAAGAAGCCAUCUGCUCCCUACCAAUACUACACUAGUGUUAAUGAUCUUGCUGCAGAUAGUAAUAUCCUCAUUCUUGCUUGUUCCCUCACAGAACAAACGCGCCAUAUCAUUAAUCAGGGUGUGCUCACAGCAUUAGGCCAAGACGGAGUGAUCAUUAAUGUCGGACGCGGUGGUCUUAUUGAUGAAAAAGUACUCGUAGAGUUCUUGAUGCAAGGGAAAAUUGGGGGUGCAGGACUUGAUGUGUUUGAAAAUGAACCCCAUGUGCCGAAAGAACUGUUUUCUUUACAAAAUGUUGUGUUUUCUCCACAUCGCGGUGCCUUGACUCCAGAAUCUUUGGAUGCAGUAAUUGAGUUAACUGUUGCAAAUGUCGAGGCUUUUUUUUCAAAUGAACCUCUAAAGUCAGUUGUUCAGCUCGAGUAGAGCUGGUAUUAUUUGAUCAUUCUUCGCAAUAACAUUGCGAUACUUAAAUUAAACAGUGUUUUGGAUUCUCCUAAUGGAACAUGGAGACAUAAAUAAAAAGUGUAUUUGUAA